Molecule: messenger RNA, 8647 nt
Organism: Toxotes jaculatrix (banded archerfish)
Lineage: Eukaryota; Metazoa; Chordata; Actinopteri; Toxotidae
Gene: myo7aa
Product: myosin VIIAa
Exons: 51
Coding region: 149-6685 (2178 amino acids)
Cellular component (GO): myosin complex; cytoskeleton
Molecular function (GO): protein binding; cytoskeletal motor activity; ATP binding
Source: RefSeq, a predicted model, not a curated record
CUGGGCUCUCUUCUCCUGUUCUUCAUCCCUCCACCCACCCGGCAGGACGUCUGUGGCAAGACCUGAGACUGAAACCAGAAGUCUUCGGCUCAGGCAAAAGGAUUCUACAGGUGACUGAUGUCCAAUCAUAAGGACAGAACCCAGAACCAUGGUCAUUCUACAGCAGGGCGACUACGUCUGGUUGGACCUGAAGACCGGUCGGGAGUUUGAGGUUCCCAUCGGUGCAGUGGUCAAACUCUGUGACUCGGGACAGAUCCAGGUGGUGGACGAUGAGGGAAACGAGCACUGGAUAUCCCCCCAGAAUGCCACCAACAUCAAGCCAAUGCACCCCACCUCCAUCCACGGUGUGGAGGACAUGAUCCGCCUGGGAGACCUCAAUGAAGCUGGAAUCCUCCGCAACCUGCUCAUCAGAUACAGAGAAAAACUCAUAUAUACAAACUGUGGUGGCAGGACAUACACCGGCUCCAUCCUGGUGGCCGUUAACCCUUACCAGCUGCUGCCCAUCUACACGGCCGACCAGAUCCGCCUCUACACCAACAAGAAGAUCGGUGAAAUGCCGCCGCACAUCUUCGCCAUUGCUGACAACUGUUACUUCAACAUGCAGCGGAACAACCGCGACCAGUGCUGCAUCAUCAGUGGUGAGUCUGGAGCAGGGAAGACAGAAAGCACCAAACUGAUCCUUCAGUUCCUGGCAGCCAUCAGUGGUCAACACUCCUGGAUAGAACAGCAGGUCCUGGAGGCCAACCCUAUACUAGAAGCCUUUGGCAACGCUAAAACAAUCCGCAACGACAACUCGUCUCGUUUUGGGAAAUACAUCGACAUCCACUUCAACAAGAGAGGAGCCAUAGAGGGAGCCAAGAUAGAGCAAUACCUGCUGGAGAAAUCCAGAGUGUGUCGACAGGCCUACGAUGAGAGAAACUACCACAUCUUCUACUGCAUGCUGAAGGGAAUGACUGUGGACGAGAAGAAGAAGCUGGGGCUGAGCAAGGCCACAGACUACACCUACCUGACCAUAGGAAACUGCACAGUGUGUGACGGCCGAGACGACAUGAAAGAAUAUUCCAACAUCUGCUCUGCAAUGAAGGUGUUGAUGUUCACAGACAAAGAGAACUGGGAGAUUUCUAAAUUGCUGGCAGCUAUUUUACACAUGGGAAACCUCCGAUAUGAAGCUCGAACCUACGACAACCUGGAUGCCUGUGAGGUUGUCCGCAGCCCUCACCUCACCACUGCUGCGACACUGCUGGAGGUGGACGGUAAGGAUCUGAUGAACUGUCUGACCAGCCGGACUCUGAUCACCAGAGGAGAGACCGUCUCCACCCCGCUCAGCAUGGAACAAGCUCUGGAUGUACGCGACGCUUUCGUUAAGGGUAUCUAUGGCCGUUUGUUUGUGUGGAUCGUGGAGAAGAUCAAUGCAGCCAUUUACAAGCCUCCGUCCUCACAGCCCAAAGUUCUCAGGCGCUCCAUCGGACUGCUGGACAUCUUCGGCUUUGAGAAUUUCACUGUCAACAGCUUUGAGCAGCUGUGCAUCAACUUCGCCAACGAGAACCUGCAGCAGUUCUUUGUCCGUCACGUCUUCAAGCUGGAGCAGGAGGAGUACAACCUGGAGCACAUCAACUGGCAGCACAUCGAGUUCACCGACAACCAGGACGCUCUGGACAUGAUCGCUAUCAAACCCAUGAACAUCAUCUCACUCAUUGAUGAGGAGAGCAAGUUCCCAAAGGGCACAGACACCACGAUGCUCAACAAGCUGAACUUUCAGCACAAACUCAACACAAACUACAUCCCUCCAAAGAACAACUAUGAGACUCAGUUUGGCAUCCAGCACUUUGCCGGCGUGGUUUACUAUGAAACAAGAGGCUUCCUGGAAAAGAACAGAGACACUUUAUACGGCGACAUUAUCCAGCUGGUUCACUCCUCCAAAAACAAGUUCAUCAAACAAAUCUUCCAGGCUGACGUUGCUAUGGGGGCAGAAACCAGGAAGCGCUCGCCCACUCUGAGCAGUCAGUUUAAGAGAUCUCUGGAGCUGCUGAUGAGGACUCUGAGCGUCUGUCAGCCUUUCUUCGUUCGCUGCAUCAAACCCAACGAAUACAAGAAGCCCAUGUUAUUUGACAGGGAGCUGUGUGUGCGUCAGCUGAGGUACUCAGGUAUGAUGGAGACCAUUCGUAUCCGCCGCGCAGGAUAUCCCAUCCGCUACACCUUUGUGGAGUUUGUCGACCGCUACCGGGUCCUCAUGCCUGGAGUCAAACCAGCGUACAAACAGGAGGACCUGAGGGGAACCUGUCAGAGGAUCGCUGAGGCCGUCCUCGGCAGAGACGACGACUGGCAGAUGGGAAAGACCAAAAUCUUCCUGAAGGAUCACCACGACAUGCUGCUGGAGAUCGAGAGAGACAAGGCCAUCACAGACAAGGUCAUCCUCAUUCAGAAGGUGGUUCGAGGUUUCAAGGACAGAUCAAACUUCCUGAAGAUGAUCCAGAAGACGUGGAGAGGGUAUCAGUGCAGGAAGAACUAUGGAGCUAUGCGAGCAGGCUUCUCUCGCCUGCAGGCUCUGGUUCGUUCCAGGAAGCUGUGCGCGUCCUAUCACGUGGCGCGUCAGCGGAUCACGCGCUUCCAGGGUCGCUGCCGGGGCUUCUUGGUGCGCCGGGCAUUCAGACACCGGCUGUGGGCCGUCAUCACCAUCCAGGCUCACACCAGAGGCAUGAUCGCUCGCCGGCUGUACAAGAGGCUGAAGGGAGAGUACCGCAGGAGGCUGGAGGCAGAGAAGAUGCGUCUGGCUGAAGAGGCCAAACUGAGGAACCAGAUGUCUGCGAAGAGGGCGAAGGCCGAGGCUGAACGCAAACACCAGGAGCGUCUGGCCCAGCUGGCCAAAGAGGACGCCGAGCGGGAGAAGAAGGAGAAGGAGGAGGCUCGGAGGAAGAAGGAGAUGGUGGAGCAGAUGGAGAAGGCCCGUACAGAGCCCGUCAACGACUCCGAUAUGGUCGACAAGAUGUUCGGCUUCCUGGGGACGACGAGCUCUUUCCCUGGGCAGGAGGGACAAGCACCAGCCGGCUUUGAGGACUUGGAGCGCACCCAUCAGGAGCUGGAGGUGGAGGAUCUGGACGAGGCUCUUCCUCUGCCUGAGGAUGAUGAUGAGGAGGAUUUAUCUGAGUACAAGUUCGCCAAGUUUGCUGCCACCUACUUUCAGGGCACCAGCACGCACACCUACGUCCGAAGACCUCUCAAACAGCCGCUGCUCUUUCACGACGACGAGGGAGACCAGCUGGCUGCUCUGGCAGUUUGGAUCACGGUGCUGAGGUUCAUGGGAGAUCUGCCAGAGCCCAAGUACCACAUGGCCAUCAGCGACGGAAGCGAGAAGAUCCCUGUCAUGACCAAAAUCUACGAGACACUGGGGAAGAAGACCUACAAGAGAGAGCUGCAGGCGCUGCAGGGGGAAGGAGAGACGCUUCAGUCCGAGAGCCACAAGAAGAACAGCGUCCGACACAAACUGGUGUCCCUCACCCUGAAGAAGAAAUCCAAGAUCACUGAGGAGGUCACCAAGCGCCUCAAUGAUGGCGAGUACGGUCUCCACGGCAACAGCAUGCUGGAGGACAGGCCGACGUCCAACCUGGAGAAACUUCACUUCAUCAUCGGCAACGGGAUCCUGAGACCAGCACUGAGGGAUGAGAUCUACUGUCAGAUCUGUAAGCAGCUGAGUCAGAACCCGUCUAAGAGCUCUCACGCUCGGGGCUGGAUCCUCAUCUCUCUGUGCGUCGGCUGCUUCGCUCCGUCAGACAAGUUCGUGAAGUACCUGAGGAACUUCAUCAGCAGCGGGCCGCCGGGUUACGCUCCGUACUGUGAAGAGAGACUGAGACGGACGUUUGUUAACGGGACGAGAACACAACCUCCGUCCUGGCUGGAGCUGCAGGCCACCAAGUCGAAGAAGCCCAUCAUGCUACCGGUGACGUUCAUGGACGGCACGACCAAAACUCUGCUGACGGACUCGGCCACCACAGCCAAGGAGCUCUGCAGCGCCCUGUCCGACAAAGUCAACCUGCGGGACCGCUUCGGCUUCUCACUCUACAUUGCUCUGUUUGACAAGGUCUCGUCUUUAGGCAGCGGGAACGACCACGUGAUGGACGCCGUGUCUCAGUGCGAGCAGUACGCGAAGGAGCAGGGAGCCCAGGAGAGGAACGCCCCCUGGAGGCUGUUCUUCAGGAAGGAGAUCUUCACGCCCUGGCACUGUCCCGCUGACGACCUGGUUGCCACCAACCUCAUCUACCAACAAACCGUCAGGGGCGUGAAGUUCGGAGAAUACCGCUGCGACAGGGAUGACCUGGCAGAGCUGGCCUCUCAGCAGUAUUACGUUGACUAUGGCUCAGAGAUCCUUCUGGAGCGCCUGCUGAGCCUCAUCCCGUCCUACAUCCCUGACCGAGAGAUCAGCACCUCCAGGACGGUCGAGAAAUGGGCUCAUUUCAUCAUGGCUGCGCACAAAAAGGGCAUCUACACCCAGAAGAGGUUCGACCCUCAGAAGGUGAAGGAAGAAGUGGUGGACUUCGCUCGCCACAAGUGGCCUCUGCUCUUCUCUCGUUUCUACGAAGCCUUCAAGUUCUCAGGUCCCAGUCUGCCUAAAAAUGACCUGAUCGUAGCCGUCAACUGGACCGGAGUUUAUUUUGUGGACGAGCAGGAGCAGGUCCUCUUAGAGCUCUCCUUCCCAGAAAUCACUGCAGUUUCCAGCAGCAGAGGAGGAAAGUUGCAGGGUCAGAGUUUCACGUUGGCAACCAUCAAAGGAGACGAGUACACCUUCACCUCCAACAAUGCAGAGGACAUCCGUGACCUGGUGGUGACCUUCCUGGAAGGCCUGAGGAAGAGGUCAAAGUUUGUGGUCGCACUGCAGGACAGCCCCAACCCCGCUGGGGAGGAGUCCACGUUCCUGAGCUUCCUGAAGGGAGACCUGAUCCUGUUGGACCAGGACACCGGUGAGCAGGUCCUCAACUCUGGUUGGGCUCACGGUGUCAAUGAACGAACCAAUCAGAGAGGAGAUUUCCCAGCUGACUGCGUGUAUGUCCUGCCCACCAUGACCCGACCUCAGCAAGAAAUGGUGGCGCUGGUCACCAUGACGCCGGACCAGCGACAGGAGUCGGUUCGUGUUUCGCAGCUCGUCCUGCCGGAGAGCGACGGCAGAGUGAAACCCUACACGCUGGAGGAGUUCUCCUACGACUACUUCAGACCUCCGCCCAAACACACUCUGAGCAGGGUGAUGGUCACGAAGAACCGUGGGAAGGACAAGCUGUGGAGCUGCACCAGAGAGCCGCUGAAGCAGCCGCUGCUGAAGAAGGUCGUGAACCACGAGGACCUGGCUCAGGACGCCUGCAUGUCCUUCAUAGCUAUGAUGAAGUACAUGGGAGACUACCCGUCCAAACGGACGCGCUCAGUCAACGAGUUAACAGACCAGAUCUUUGAGGGAGCGCUGAAGGCCGAACCUCUGAAGGACGAGAUCUACUGUCAGAUCAUCAAACAGCUCACUGACAACCACGUCAAGUACAGUGAGGAGAAAGGCUGGGAGCUGCUGUGGCUGUGUACUGGUCUGUACCCUCCCAGUAACGUGCUGCUGCCCCACAUCCAGCGCUUCCUCCAGUCCAAGAAACACCACCCGCUCUCUGGAGACUGCAUGCAGAGGCUGCACAAAGCUCUACGUAACGGAUCCAGGAAGUACCCCCCUCAUCUGGUGGAAGUGGAAGCCAUCCAACAUAAGACAACACAGAUCUUCCACAAAGUUUACUUCCCUGAUGAUACAGACGAGGCGUUCGAGGUGGAGUCCAGCACCAAGGCAAAGGAUUUCUGCCAAAACAUUUCCACCAGGCUGCUGCUCAGAUCUCCUGAAGGCUUCAGCCUCUUCGUCAAGAUCUCAGACAAGGUGAUCAGUGUGCCAGAGGGAGAUUUCUUCUUUGACUUCGUCAGACAUUUGACAGACUGGAUCAAGAAAUCUCGACCUGCUAAAGACGGCAUCGUCCCCUCUCUGACCUAUCAGGUGUUCUUCAUGAAGAAGUUGUGGACCAACACCGUUCCAGGGAAGGACUCCUUUGCUGACUCCAUCUUCCACUACUACCAGGAGCUGCCUAAAUACCUGCGUGGCUACCACAAGUGUGCACGAGAAGAGGUUUUCCAACUUGCAGCGCUCAUAUACCGGGUCAAGUUUGAGGAUGACAAAUCACAUUUUCCUACAAUUCCCAAGAUGCUUCGGGAGCUGGUUCCCCAGGAUCUCAUUCGACAGAUGUCCCCAGAUGACUGGAAAAGGUCUGUGGUUGCAUACUUCAACAAGCAGGCUGGUAAAUCGAGGGAAGAGGCCAAACUGAUGUUCCUGAAGAUCAUCUACAAAUGGCCGACCUUUGGCUCCGCCUUCUUUGAGGUCAAGCAAACCACAGAACCCAAUUACCCAGAGAUCCUGCUGAUCUCCAUCAACAAGCACGGAGUCAGUCUCAUCGACCCGAAGACGAAGGACAUCCUGACCACCCACCCCUUCACCAAGAUCUCCAACUGGAGCAGCGGGAACACCUACUUCCACAUCACCAUCGGCAACCUGGUCAGAGGAAGCAAACUGCUGUGUGAGACCUCACUGGGCUAUAAGAUGGACGACCUGCUGACCUCGUACAUCAGUCAGAUGCUGACCACCAUGAACAAGCAGCGCUCCGGGCGGGGCCACAGCAAGUGAACUUCUUACUGGCAGGAGGCUACUGAGCUCAUCCGGCUCUUGCGCCCUGUUGGCCAGCACUGCAGCUGGGGGCGGACCUUUGCCCACCAGCUGUGGAGGAUGAGCCGCAGUCCUUCUGCUAGCUCAGAAGGGUCCAAGCUUACCGGGGAGAGUUCGGCUGCCAACAGCGACGACCCCGGCGAAGGCCCCAGCAACUGUUACCACUACAACUACAGCUACGACGAGGAUCAGCCGUCCAGCGAGGAUGACUACCUCUAACACCUCCAACCUCUCCGUCUAUCAGGUCGGUCUUCCUGCUUCGGUUCAGGAUUCAACAGUCAGACCUGCGAUGAACAGAAAUGCAGUGUGGAGUCAGUGCUGCUGCUACGAUAACAUUAUCUGACUGACUCAGAUCAAACAGAGGACUCUGGGUUCUGGUUGUAAGAUCUCAGCCUUUGGUGAAUGUUGCAGUGACCCCAGGUGGCAGCAGGUGUCCACUGCCUCCAGGUUUGAAAACUUUAAGGACUGUGCUGCCUUUUUUUGUGACAGUAAAGUCCUUCGAACUGAUGUUUUUUAGUGUUUUUAGUGUGACCAGAUUCUGCUGUGGUUGUCUGGACGGAGUAAAGCUCCAGUUUCUGUCCACAGAGAUUUUUCACCAGUGAUCUUCACCUGUAGGUAAAAAAAAAGAGUAUUUCUAGUAACUGUAGUUAGUGGCAUGGCUUUAUGCAAGACAGUGUGGGUCAGUUCACCUAACAUUACCAUGUUACACUAACUGCUUUAGUGUGAAGUCUGAGCAUGUUAACAAGGAGCCUUAAACUCAGUCUCCUCAGAAGUUAUUAAAAAGCCUUAAAUUUAAUUUACAGGAGUUUUAAACAUUUUUUAUUGAUUGCUGUUAAUAGUACCAGUGUGUGUCUAGUGAACGGUCAAUAUAAAGCUUAUCACUCAUAAUGGGCAAGUUUUGAUUUUAGUAAUUAUCACUGAUUAGUUAUAUUAUUAGGAACUAUUGUUUUAUACUCCUGGGAAGUGCUGACAAAAUAUGAUAUGAAUGUCAAUAAAUAAUGUACUAAAUAAACAGUUUAGGCUUCAUUGUCCCAACUGAUUUUCCAUCUUUACCAGUUUGACUGUGGAGAGACAUUAAAUUAUAUUCUGAGUGGUAGUAAAAAGGUUUAACUUUUAUUUUGGUGAAAACUGCAGAAACAUUAACAGUCGUACGUCACCAUUCAAACUUCAGCAUUCAGCUGAAGAGAGUUAACUCAUGUUUUCUGUAGGUAACAACUUCUGUGGCACUGUUUUCACAGGUUUUCCUCCCUGAUGACCAGGAUCUAAAAAUGUCGAAGUUCUCAUCCAUCCAGUUUUUGUGUGUGUGUGUGACGAGCAUUAGAUCAUCACAGGAACUUUACUGAAGCUGCACCAUUUAGUCUUGUUCCUGUCUUUCCUCGUGCAUCUUGAAACACUGACAAAGUCAAGAUGUUGUUGCAUUUACGUUCGUGCUUAGAUAAAAUAUUGGCUGUAAUUUUCUCUCGGAAAAACUUUGUCAGCAACCGUUAAGAUUUUGUGUUGUCUGUUCUUUCUUCUUCACGGGCACCGGCUGUAGUUUUAACUGUCGAUCUUCGCAUCACUUUGAAUAAUAUUCUCGUUGAAUUUUUUUUCUGGCUUUAGACCGUGUGAGAGCAUUUAUUUAAAACUAUUGUUAUGUGUGACACACUAGAAAUACGCCUGUAAUUCCUGUGUGUAACCAUUUAAUCUAUUUUUUAUUAUACUUAAUUCAUGGUUUAUGUUUACACCUUUUCUGUUUAAUGUUGCUUUGUCAGCUGUUUAAUUUUACAUUUCAUGUCUUGAUUGUUGUUGUAUCUAACAUUCCUGUAGUUUUAUAAAGUAAUUUUAACUCAAGGGCCACUUAUUAGCUUUCUGUCUGGGGCUUUUAGUUUCACUUCUCAGGCUUCAUCAGCAGAAGGGGUUUGCUCAUUUGGGAUAAGCUUUUAA